GUUUUACGCCUUCUUUGCUUUCUUUCAAUUUGUUCAGCUACUAUUGCUUUUGGAUCUCUCCACGAUUUAAAUCUUCCUCUAUCCUUCAUACUGGAACAAUGUCCGACGGUGUACCCCCCGAAAUCAGAGCCUUUAUUGAUAGCCAGCUCUCCGAACUCAAGGGCCAAGUCCAAUCAAAGGAUGAGGAUCUUGCUCAACUUCGAAGUCAACUCGCUGAGAUGAAGGUGGAAAAGAAGUCGAAACCUUCGUCAUCGUCUCGAAAGGUAACCACCACCACCUCAGAGGAGACUGUGCUUCGCUCCAAAGCCUCAACUUCAAGAACUUCAAAGAAUUCAGCUGAAACACCGGUAAAAUCAUCAUCUCAAAGCCGUUCCACACCCGUUCGAUCUAGAUCAACACCCGUACAAAGUGCAUCAAAAUCGAAAUCAAGCAAGACAGUGAAACCUCCGACUCCAAAGCGACAUCCCUGCCAGAUUCAGGAAAGGGAACUUCCACCUGGAUUCAAAGGUGUCAAGGAUGCUCUCUUUCUAACUAUCCGAGUGCUCUGGGGAAUGACUGAACGAGGAGCGGUUCCGCAGGCGCCAGAUCGCAAAACUUUGAAGGAGUUCUAUGCUCGGUUCAACUCUGCAGCCGAGAUCGAAUGCGCCGCCGAUAAUAUGGGUGCACUUGCCCUCAUAGCGCAAGAAGAAAUCACCACUCUGAAGGACGCUCGACUUCGACAGAAGGCUGCUCGAGGAACACUUCAGCUGCAAGAAAUCCACAUUAUGUUCAUCCACGCGACUCUUGCUAAGCUUGGUCUACGGCGCUGGUCUCCUGACUUAACCGAAUCAACUGACUCCCUCCUCAACUGUGCCUGUCGCAUCAGUGCGAUCUCGGCCUUUCGUCAAGUCGCUGCUGGUGCAGCUUUCGACAGCAUGAACUUGGAUAAGGACUAUAUCAAUGAUGUCCCUCGCUUGAUUCGAGUCUAUGAUCACUAUGUACAUUUCCUCAUGGCCACUCGAUUCAACCGAGAACAGAAGAAGGCAGGAGCGUUUGCGGAAGAAGCGGCACGGAAAUCUGCACAAACAGGACGAAAACGUCUUCGAGACCAUCGCUUGAAUUUUGCACGCGACAUGAAAUACCCCGACCGGUACAUCGAAAUCUUGUCCGAUAUUGCAGCUCAUAGUGAUGACGAGCCCAGCAAAGACGAUAGCUUUUGGAUAGUCAAGAAAGUUUCGGAUCUCUCUCGAAGUCGUCCAAUUUUCAAAUCCCUUACUUCCUUCCUCGUACAAUAACACAAUGCACAAAAGUACGUAUGCGAAUGAGACGCAAAACCGGCGACCUUGUGAGCAGCCACUCUAUCCGCAAUCAAAGGAAGGAUCUUGGCUUGAACUACUCGUCCUUUUGGAUACUGAUGCGUACAUAUCAUUGUGCCUUCUUCAAGUGUCAAGAGUUCUUCGAUGAAGGGGUCGAGGACAUGACUAAUGGUGAUGUUGCUCGGUUCGUGAGGCCCAGGGAUUAUACCGGCGAUGCAAGUGUUUGAUAAGGUCCAUCGACUUUGUGUUGGAAGAUUGAGGCAAUUGAGAGCUUCGAGGCCAAUCGAAGCUUUCUUUCCGGCGAUUUUAUUACCCCAAGGAUUGAACCAAUCAAUGAAAACAC
Messenger RNA from Melampsora larici-populina 98AG31, 1638 nucleotides. RefSeq lists its product as uncharacterized. NCBI's taxonomy places the organism in Eukaryota, Fungi, Basidiomycota, Pucciniomycetes, Pucciniales, Melampsoraceae. The coding region runs from base 99 to 1274 and encodes 391 amino acids. The transcript has 4 exons. The record is from RefSeq and is a predicted model, not a curated record.